Molecule: messenger RNA, 954 nt
Organism: Choloepus didactylus (southern two-toed sloth)
Lineage: Eukaryota; Metazoa; Chordata; Mammalia; Pilosa; Megalonychidae
Product: B-cell CLL/lymphoma 7 protein family member A-like
Exons: 4
Coding region: 1-954 (317 amino acids)
Source: RefSeq, a predicted model, not a curated record
AUGCGCCCAAGGGUUACUUUGCUCCUGCUAGAUCCAGGACCAGGUACCUGCACUGGAAGCAUGGGACAGUUCCAUGCUGAACCAAUGAGGGGAUGGGAAUUAACAGGGUUAACUCUUACAAGUUGGAGCAAACUGGAAGAGUCCCAUAUUUUGAAGGAGGUGCUCUUUGAGGAGGAACAGCUGCUGAAGGGCUCUCCAGCCCUCCAGAGCGGGCCUCGGAGCACUGGCCUGGGCCGUGUGUACCAUGGCCCUCCGUGCAUCUGUGCAUCUGUCCUUGCCGGUGCCUGUCUGUCCGGCAGUCCGUGGCCAGCCACCUGCAGCCUGACCUGGCAGGGCCUCAGGGAGCCGGUGGGGAGGGCCUCUCUCUCCCGAUCCACCGGCACCACGUGGGUUCGUCGGUUUGAGCAGAGAUCAGGAGCCAGCCGGGCCAAAGAUGAAAUCAAGAAGGUCAUGGCGCCUAUCGAGAACGUGUGCAAAUGGGAGAAGAAAUGGGUGACCGUGGGUGACACAUCCCUGCGAAUCUACAAGUGGGUCCCAGUAACGGAGCCAAAGGUUGACGAUAAAAAUAAGAACAAGAAAAAGGGCAAAGAUGAGAAAUGCAGCUCAGAGGUGAUCACUUCGGAGAACAGCUCCUCCCCGGGAACGGUGGACAGGCAGGACGGUAACAGCAACCAGAGCUCCAUCGCAGACGCCUCCCCCAUCAAACAGAACAGCAGCAACUCGAGCCCGGCCCCGGAGCCCACCUCAGCUGCACCCUCCAAAGCCAAGGUGGACGAGGUCCAGGCCGAUGGGAAGGACCACCCCGGGGCUGCGGACGCUAAUGACGAGCAGAAUUCACAGUCUUCGAUGCAAAACUCGAAGAGUUCAGAGAAAGUAGAAAAGCAGUCAUCUGGAGAUGCGGGUCUAGCUGCAGAGAUGCCGUCAAUCUCAGGAUUUCGGAGUGCCGCCGUCUAA